Molecule: messenger RNA, 1941 nt
Organism: Cotesia congregata
Lineage: Eukaryota; Metazoa; Arthropoda; Insecta; Hymenoptera; Braconidae
Source: the annotation of a GenBank genome assembly
ACUUCUAAAGAUAUAAACGAACGAGUAUUAGAUGUAGAAUUGAACUGCCCGAAGCAACAAUCAAAAUUAAAACGUUUUAUUCACCGGCACAUUCCUGUAACACGAUGGUUACCAAAUUACUCCCGAUAUUAUGGUGUUUCCGAUUUUAUCGCUGGUAUAACUUUGGGGCUGACGAUGAUACCACAAAGUAUUGCGUACGCUGCACUUGCUGGCUUAACUCCACAGUACGGAUUAUACUCGUCAUUUUUGGGUGGCUUUAUCUAUCUUAUCUUCGGAACUAUCAAAGAAGUGUCUAUUGGCGCAACAUCGCUGAUGUCUCUUGUCACUGUUGAAUACACGCGAGACAUGCCCGUUGACUUGGUUAUCCUUUUAUGCUUUUUAGCAGGAUGUACUGAGUUAUUAAUGGGACUUAUGAAUCUAGGUGGAUUUUUGGUCGAUUUUAUUUCAAUGUCUGUAACUAGUGGAUUUACAAGCGCAACUUCGAUCAUCAUAAUUAUGUCCCAAUUACCCGGUCUCUUGGGUCUGAGAUUCAAAUGCGAAAAUCUUACAGAAGGAAUCAAAAAGUUGUAUCAAAAUUGGAGAAAAAUACGGCUUAAUGAUUCAGUACUAGGAAUUUCGUGCAUUAUUUUUCUGCUAGCAUUUCGAAAAUUAAAAGACAUUGAUUGUUCUAAAAUUAAGAGUAGAAACAAAUCGUGGGGUCAAUUAAUACAGAAGACCUUGUGGUUCCUGUCGAUAUCGCGGAACGCAAUAACUGUCUGUAUAGCUUCUUUUAUUACAUACAAUCAUUAUCAUAAUGGAAGUUCAAUAUUUAUAACAUCAGGUUCUGUUACUCCUGGUCUUCCAUCAUUCAAUCCUCCUCCUUUUUCUUCUCAAGUUGGAAAUGUGACGUACAACUUUUUAGGCAUGUGCUCCCAUUUAGGCAGCGGAAUCAUCAUGGUACCCUUGGUCGCUGUUUUGACAAAUGUUGCUAUUGCCAAAGCGUACGUACGCGAUGGAACAGUAGAAGCGACCCAAGAAAUGCUGACUCUAGGUGUUUGUAAUAUUGCUGGCUCUUUUUUUUCAUCAAUGCCAACUUGUGGUGCAUUUACUCGAAGUGCAGUCGGAAGUGCCAGUGGUAUCCAGACACCCAUGGCUGGACUCUAUUCUGGAAUAAUGACUCUGCUUGCUUUGAGCUUUCUUACUCCUUAUUUUAGUUUUAUACCCAAAGCUUCUCUUUCUGCGGUACUUAUUAGCGCAGUUGUAUUUUUAAUUGAUCUGAAAGUAUUUAGAAUAUUAUGGAAUGGCAGUAAGAGAGAUAUGAUUACUGCGGGUAGUACUUUUUUAAUAAGUAUUUUUAUAAAUGUUGAAUCUGGUCUUUUGUUUGGCACGUUAAUUAAUGCGUCAUUUUUACUAUAUUUGUCGGCAAGACCAUCUAUCACCAUUGAUAAAUGCAAGACUGUUUAUGGACUUGAAUAUGUCAUAGUUAAACCAGAAAUCGGGCUAUUUUAUCCAGCAAUAUCAUACCUGACGAAUAAAAUAAGUCGAAUUGCUCGCAAAGAAGCUAAAGGUAUUUAUCCCGUAGUUGUCGACUUUGAUCGACUUCAGGGAAUCGAUUACACCGCGGCAAAGGGGAUACAAGGCAUACUGUCUGAUUUCGAGGGGAAAUCUCAACCAUUGAUAUUCUUAAAUGUCAAUCCAAAUGUCGUAUCUUCCAUCAUACGUCUCAGCGGCAUGAAAAAUUUCAAUGCAGUUUGUAAUGAAGACGAUCUCAUUGACACGCUUAAGAAUUUAGAGAUAACUGAAAAAAUUUACAAAGCUCAAGAUCUAUCUUUCAAAGAAUUAUUGAAUAAAUCUAGCGAUUUCACUAGUCAGAAAGAAAAUACGAAACAAUCAGUACUCACUGAACAAGAAUCUCUAUUAGCAAGUGAUAAACCAAGUGAAUUGAAAUCUACUGAUUGUUGA